UCACACACAUGUGUAAACGGUGAGGAGGUCCGGGACCAAACGGAAAUCCCCCUAACCAUCCUCAUCCAUUCUCCACUACAUACAUUGUAGAGAGGUAGCCUGGUAAAGUACGAAAGAAGAAGGCGCUUGGAAGCUGGAAAGGCACGUUAUCUGGCCACAAUCGGAGGACGCGAUUCUUCAAGUGGUUAUUUAUGGCAUAAGCUCAGACCCUAUCCAUCACCAUGUCAGUGAAGUCGGAUGGGAAGAGGAAGUGGGCGGCAGUGAGGGGCCAUCUGGGCUCCUCCCAGGACUCAGACACCCAGCUGGAGGCCAACCUGGAGAGUGCCGACCCAGAGCUGUGCAUCCACAUGCUACAGGUGCCCAGCGUGGUCAACUACUCUGGGCUGAAGCGUCGUCUGGAGGGCAGUGAGGAGUCCUGGAUGGUCCAGUUCCUGGAGCUGAGUGGCCUAGACCUGCUGCUGGAGGCCCUGGACAGGCUGUCUGGGAGGGGCUGCUCCCGCAUCACAGAUGCCCUGCUGCAGCUCACCUGUGUCAGCUGUGUCCGGGCCAUCAUGAACUCCUCGUCUGGGAUAAACUUUAUCGUGGAGAAUGAGGGCUACAUCCGCAAACUCUCCCAAGCCUUGGACACGUCCAAUACCAUGGUGAAGAAGCAGGUGUUUGAGCUGCUUGCUGCCCUGAGCAUGUUCUCCUCUAAUGGGUAUCGUCUGGCCCUGGAUGCCCUGGACCACUACAAGGGUGUGAAGACCCAGCAGUAUCGCUUCAGUGUGAUCAUGAACGAGCUGCAGGCCACAGACAACGUGCCCUACAUGGUCACCCUCCUCAGUGUCAUCAACGCCAUCAUCUUUGGGACAGAUGACCUGCGACAGAGAGAUAAGAUGCGCAAGGAGUUUAUCGGAUUACAGUUACUUGAUAUACUGCCCAAAUUGAGAGAUGAGGAGGAUGAGGACUUGAUCAUUCAGUGUGAAGCGUUUGAAGAGGCUAUGGUUGAGGAUGAGGAGGAGCUGCUGAGGGUCUAUGGAGGCAUCGACAUGAGCAGUCAUCAGGAGGUGUUCACCACCCUCUUCAACAAAGUGAGCAGCUCUCCGUCAUCUCUCCAGCUGCUGUCCAUCCUACAGGCCCUGCUGCUGCUGGGGCCCGACAGGGCUGGCAUCUGGCAGACCCUGGAGGCCCUCACUAACAGGGCCAUACUGCUGGAUCAGGACUCGCCAAUGGACUCCUGUGAGACGAUUAUGCAACGCCUGGUGUUCGCCAAGCGCAGGAACGCUGGUGUCCAUGCUGUGGAUGGUCUGCCACCCAAGAAGAUUGAUAAGGCUGUUCAGACUGAUAUGGUGGACGAUGACCAAGAGAGACUGACCAAAUGCCCCACAACCUCCCAAGUGUCUUCUCCUCCCCCACCCCCACCCCUUCCACCUUCCCUACCUCCCAAUAUGAUGGGACCAGGGCCCCUUCAGUGCACACCUCCCCCUCCUCCACCCGCCUCUCUGACACUACCACACACAGGAGAUGGAGUACCCCCACCACCUCCACCUCUUCCAGCAAUGGGGGUGCCCCCAGGGUGCACACCCCCACCCUUGCCCGCCAUGCCUCCACCACCACCACCUCCUCCUCCUGUCAUGGGUGGCAUGGUGGUGGCCCAAAGUAGCCAAUCCCUGGGGUGUGCCUGUGCUGCCUCCUCCAAGGCAGGCCGCUGCCCCACCCUGAGGAUGAAGAAGCUCAACUGGCAGAAGCUCAGAGCUGUCACUGAUGGUCAUUCCAUGUGGACCUCUGCCCAGAAAGACGCUCCUCGGGAGCCCAACUACUCCAGCAUUGAGCAGCUGUUCUGUCUCCCGGUGACCGAACACAAAGACAAGGGGGCAGCUGCUCAUGUCAAGAAGGAGCCUAAAGAGAUCUCCUUUAUUGACGCAAAGAAGAAUUUGAAUUUGAACAUAUUUCUCAAGCAAUUCAAAUGCUCACAUGAUGAGUUUGUGUCCUUGAUUCAGAAUGGGGAUCGGACUAAGUUUGAUGUGGAGGUGUUGAAGCAACUUAUUAAACUCUUACCUGAGAAACAUGAGAUAGAAAACCUGAAAUCCUUCCAGGGAGAAAAAGACAAGUUGGCCAAUGUUGACCGAUUCUACAUCUCUAUCCUGGCUGUACCAUGUUACCAGCUGAGGAUAGACUGCAUGCUGCUGUGUGAGGAGACAGCCUCCAUACUGGACAUGCUCAAGCCCAAAGCAGAGGUGGUUGAAGCAGCAUGCCAGUGUCUCAGAGUGAGCACUCUCAUGCCCAGUUUCUGCAGGCUCAUCCUUGAUGUGGGAAACUUCCUCAACUAUGGAUGUCACACAGGGAACGCUGAGGGCUUUAAAAUCAGCUCCCUGCUGAAGCUGACUGAGACUAAGGCCAACAAGAGCCGCAUUACCCUGCUCCAUCACAUUCUAGAGGAAGCAGAGCUGAACCACCCAGAGCUAUUGGACCUCCCUGACGACAUUGAGAUUUGUGAAAAAGCAGCUGGAAUCAACCUGGACUCCAUUCAGGCAGAAGCCAGUGCCUUACUCCAUCGACUAAAAGAAGCAUCAAAGAAAGUCUCUAUCUCUGUGGAUGAUGUAAAGCAGCAGUUCACAAAGGUAUUUGAGAAAAACCUGGAGGCCUGCCGGGAUUUUGAGGACAGUUUUUUGGAGAUUGUGAGGAAGAAGGGUGACCUGGCCCUCUACCUGUGUGAGGAUGUCAACCAGCUCUCCCUGGAGGAGCUCUUCGGCACCAUCAAGACCUUUCGGGGACUUUUCAUCAAAGCCUUAAAAGAAAACAAAACCAGAAAAGAACAGGCUGUGAAGGCGGAGAAAAGGAAGAAGCAGCUUGACGAGGAGGAAUCCAAAAGACAGAAGGGGGAGAACGGAAAAAUAAUCCGGAAAGGACCCCCGCCACAGGACGAUGGCUGUAUUAUCGACCACCUUCUUGCUGAUAUCCGGAAAGGCUUCCAUCUCAGGAAGACGCGGCCCAGGUGCGAAACGGAAAGCCCCCCCUCUAGUGAAAUGAAUAGGAAAACGGGCCAGCCCGGAUCAAGUGUCAAGCCUGUAAUAGAAGAAGCCAAAGCCUCGGUCUCAGAAGCCUCCAGCACUCCUAGUCCCACUCAACCCCAGGCAGAGGAGAGGGCCCCAAGAGAAGGAAUGAAUGGUCCCAGCAAACCCCAAGAAAAAACAGCUUUUUCAAGCCUUCCCACAGACAAUUUACCAACACAGGAGAUACCGGGAAUGGGUGUCCUACAUAACACCCCAAGCCUCUCUACCUUCACAGAUGCAGACCUGCCUGAAAUCAACCAGAUGGUAAUGGAGGACUUGAUGCCUGAAUGUCCACAGAGCAAUGGAGAGAGUCACCUUAAUGGAGCCUGCACACUUCCUGUCACUGAUAUGGACAUGGUGAUAGAGAGUAAUGGUGAAAGCAACCUGAUAGGAAAAAAAACCAUUGGCCAAGAUGAAGUUGGAGGUAAGAGCAGCAGCAUGAUGGUAAAGACUUUUGGACAAGAUGAGGCUGGGGAUGACAUGAUGGUGAAGAUGGUGGCACAGGAUGAGGGUGUAACUAAUGGACACCCAGACACCAAUGGCAGCACAGACACCAAUGGCAACACAGACACCAAUGGCAACACAAACACCAAUGGCAACGUACCUUUAGUCAGUGCGGCGGAAAGCGGACCGGCGUGCGAUGUGCCCGAUGGAGUGGACUCUGAAGAUCUGCUCUCAUCAGUAUCCGAAGCUCUGCCUGCAUCUGGAACCCUAAAACCAGAGGAUAAGAAACAGCAGAAGCUCUUUGGAAGUAACAAAAAGAAGAGUAAUGAAGGUAACACUGGAAAAGGACACCCUAAAUGUAAAAAGGGGUGUGUGAUGCAGUGAGGCAAUUCCCGGAAAAGGAAGUCAAGAGGGAAAAGAAAAUGUUGAGUUGAUUCUUCCAUGCAUGGUUUCUGCACAUUGUAAUGGAUUACAUCAGGAGUAGGCAACCCUGUUCCUGGAGUGCUGCAGGUACUGCAGGAUUUUGUUCCAAAUAGGCACCACACCAGGGGUGCGUUCAGUUCGCUUAAACGUUUGCUACGUUGCAGAACGGUUUGUACUGAACGACACGUUUUCCCAAAAUGUUCUUGUACGUUCUUGAACAGACUUUGAGAUACGUUUGCUCCGUUCAGUGGGUGUGCUGGGGUGUGGCUUGAAGCAAUGAGUGAUGUAUUUAAAGGGCAGCUGUGCAUUUGAACCCAUAGCCCAACCCCUCCCCGUUUUUUAACUGGUUGUUCAGUACAGCACCGUUUCCGUUCAAUUUAAUGUUCUGUUACGUUUUUAUGUACUGAACACGGCCUUGACCAACUGAGCUAAUUGAUCAGUUCAGUGAUUGCCCCCAAUUCAACACACCUGGUCUUCCAGGUUGGUUAAAUUUGUGGCACUCCAGGACCUGGAUUUCCUACCCCUGGACUACAUUAUAUUGAACUAAAUGUAUUCCUCCAAGAAGAUAUCAGCAUGGUCUUCCUUCCCUUGGAGAAUUUUGAGUUCUUUAAAAAAUUGUGAAAUAAACUCAAAAGCUGCCAUGGUUCCCUGGCCAGGUUGAUUUGUAUUCUACCAAGAGGCUGGGUCAUGGACACAUUCUCAUGCAGCUGUUGUGUUCCACAAGGCUACUGUUUGUGGUCUCUGCCAGCCUCAAUCCCACCAAAUGUACUCUUCGCUACAACCUGGUAUCAGAGCAUUUCGUAUUAUUCUGUAUGCAAAUCCAAAACGCUCCAUUUAGUAUGGUAUGUUAGGUUUCGUAUGGUAUGUAUUAAUUUGUGGAUGUCCAUUACCCAUUUCGUAUGAUGUUUUACAAAUUACCAUUCAUAUUAAAUGUUACAAAUUUGCAAAAUAUGUUACGAAUCUGCAAAAUGUAUGAUGUUACAAAUUCUGGCUAGGUGGCUAACGUUAGCUGGCUUACAUUAGCAAGGGUAGGGGUUAAGGUUAGGGUAAAGUUAAAGUUUAGGAGUUAGGUUAAAGGGUUAAGGUUAGCUGAACGGGUUAGGGUUAGCGAACUUGCAAAGUAGCAAGUAGCUGAAAGGUUGCUAAUUAGCUAAAAUGCUAAAGUUGUCCGUGAUGGGAUUCAAACUCACAACCUUUGGGUUGCUAGACGUUC
Messenger RNA from Coregonus clupeaformis (lake whitefish), 5112 nucleotides. Its product is annotated as inverted formin-2-like. Lineage: Eukaryota; Metazoa; Chordata; Actinopteri; Salmoniformes; Salmonidae. Gene Ontology annotation, molecular function: actin binding; small GTPase binding. The coding region runs from base 222 to 3860 and encodes 1212 amino acids. The transcript has 23 exons. Gene Ontology annotation, biological process: actin cytoskeleton organization. The record is from RefSeq and is a predicted model, not a curated record.